Messenger RNA from Durusdinium trenchii, 2477 nucleotides. Lineage: Eukaryota; Dinophyceae; Suessiales; Symbiodiniaceae. The record is from the annotation of a GenBank genome assembly.
ACGACCAGCUGUGCAUCAUGACCAGCCUGUCAUGAUACUUAUUGGAUGCCAUGGUGGCCAACAAACGCUUGCGGUUGCAGGAGCCAGCGGAGGAGUGUCCGUACGAGGUCGGGUCCCGCGUGGUCUUUACGCCUCCCCGAGGCCCCGCGCGCCUGUGUACGGUGUCUUCCGUGACGUCCGAUCUUGGGCGCUGCCACAUCGGCUUGCAGUCCGAAGAAGGUAGUUGGUGUGUGCCUUCCUGCAGCAGCGGAUUGAAGAAGGUCUUGUUGCCCCAAGACAAAGCAGUGCUUCGCCGUCUACUUCAGGGCCUCGAGGCCAAGAGCGAGAGCGAUGCGCUCCGCUUCUCCUCGAAGCAGCGGAAGGCCUUCGAAGCGCUGCGCGGCACCGAACGUCCAGGUUCAAAGCAGGCCGUGCCGAGGCCAGUGCCCACACCUUGGAGCACCUUGCUAAGCCACAUCACAGCAGGCACUAUGACGUGGGAAGAUGCACACAGCGUAUUUCAGUCCUGCUCGAAUGGCGAAAAUCCCUUGCCCUGCAGCUUGUUGUUGGCCCUGGUGCGUGCGGGCAAGGAGCUGGUGCGAUGGGAGCCGAUGCUCCUGCGCUUGAGCGUCCCUGCCGGUCGCCUCGUCAUCCUGGGAGAUACCCAUGGUCACUUGAAAGAUGUUGUGCACAUUUGGAAGACAGAAGGGCUACCAAGCAAAGACUUGGUCUACCUCUUCAACGGUGAUAUUUGUGACCGCGGCGACUCGGAGCGCCGCGGGGGGCAGCGCGCCCUGCAGAUUUGGGCCUCGGUUCUUGCUUACAAGAUUGCCGCGCCCGAGUGCAUCUAUGUGACCAGAGGCAAUCAUGAAGACCGCGACUACUGGCCGCAGUAUGGAGCCACGGGCUUCAGUGGAGAGAUCGAGGCCAAGUACGACCGCUCGGAGGCGGAUGACUUGCUGGACGCCUUUGGCGAGCUAUGCGACCAGUUGCCCUUGGCAGCGGUGGUGCAAGAGCAGUGUCUCGUCCUCCAUGGUGGCCUGCCACGAUGUUGGGCAGACGACCCGAGCCGGUCGCUCCAGGACUUGGAGGCGUUGGAACGUCCCCUGUGCAUCCCGGAGAACGUGGACGGCCGACAGAAGCAGCUCAUCUACGACGCCACCUGGGCUGACCCGCAGAAGGAGAACGGCUUGGGCCCCAACGACCGUGGAGGUGAAGCGAUCUCCUUCGGCCCAGAUGUGACGUGUUCCGUCUUGAAGAGCUUUGGCCUCCAACUACUUCUGCGCUCGCAUGAGCUGCCAGGCCGUGGGAGCGAAGAGUUCAAGGGUCGAGGCUUCGAGUGGUGGCAUGCAUGCGAGGAUGAGAUGGAGGUUUUACUGAAAGGUGCCAAAGGCUUAUGCCUUUCCCUCUUCACAGCCAGCGACUAUUGCGGGUGCUUGGAAGGAAACUCAGGUGCUCGGGUGAUCUUCGAUGGCGAUGGCUUCCACAUCGUUGAGCACCAGGGCUGGGAGGCCGAGCAUGCCUUUCUACAGAGUCAGACCGAGAAGCCCUUUGACCCGGCAGAAGGCAUGCUGUUUGAGGGCCCACUGGAACGCAGUGUCAUCGAGGCGGUGGUGGAGAGGAAGCACGAGCUUCUGGCGGAGUUCAUGGCCUCGGAUGCACCGAAGGACUGGUUGCUUCCCUUGGAGUCCUGGCAAGCCUGUUGCCACCGCGUGUUGCCUCAGAUCCCGUGGCAGGACUUGGUGAACAACAAGAGCAUCGUACCGCUGAGGAGUGGCCAAGUGAACUACAUGCUCUUCUUGACGCGAUAUCAGGUCCGCUUCAGUCACAAGCAAGGCCUCCACGCGAGCUUCCACCGGCGCAUGGCCUCGCAGCUCUUCGCAGGCGUGUUGGAGGCGGAUGCGACGCUCCGCGGCACUUUGGAGUUGCUGGACCCGAUCCUUGGAUCCGAGAUAAGGACCCGGGCGGACAAGAAGUAAUGUAGACUCUUGAUGAAUCACUUCCCCUCCAUUUCAAGAGAGAAAUCCUUUUUCAUUUGGGGGGAGGAACUGGGGAGAGACUUCGCAUCUUUCUGGGGGAGAGCUUGGGUGCGAAACAUGGAACAUCCAUGGAUGUUUCAACAGCCACUUCCCAAUGUAAAGGAGCUCAAGCUGGCACCAUAUUGUCUUAGUAGCUGCCUGAAUGUGGGUGGAUCAGACAAAGAAGGUAUGAAACGAAGAGGUCACUAAAGGGCCUGAAUGAUAUUGGAACAACCAGGAAGGGGCUAUUGGGCGUCGAAGCUGAUCGACCGGGGCCGAUGGACGGUAAGAAUCAGGUGAUGCUUCCAGCAUGGCUGGCGCAGUCGAGCCCGGGGGUUUGGUGAGCCCGGCGGGUUUGGUGAAACCCCAGGGGUUUCGACCUAUCCACAAGCAGAAUCAUCCUCAUGCAGAUGGAAUACGGACCGUUGCCACAGUCUACUCCCAAAGGAGCCUCUACGGAUCAUCGCUUUUGCUGUUUCU